GCGCUGAGCGACAUGAUCGGCUUCGGCAGCAUGGUCCUCGCCUCCGGGGCCACCGUGUUGUCGGGCUUCAUCGGCGAUCGCAUCGGUCGUUGCCUGCCCGGCCGGUGUCUUUUAAUUGUGAUCAGUUUCGCUUCCGCCUGGAACACCUUGAUCGUAUUCGGUUGGCUCUGGUCGGACAGGGCCAGUCUUUUCAUUAGCCAAAUGCUGCUUGCGAUAGGAGUCUUCGGUGGUGCUCCUCUCUGGUGA
This is a messenger RNA of Protopolystoma xenopodis, 246 nucleotides long. NCBI's taxonomy places the organism in Eukaryota, Metazoa, Platyhelminthes, Monogenea, Polystomatidea, Polystomatidae. The record is from the annotation of a GenBank genome assembly.